Linum trigynum is the source of this 7332-nucleotide messenger RNA. The record is from the annotation of a GenBank genome assembly. Lineage: Eukaryota; Viridiplantae; Streptophyta; Magnoliopsida; Malpighiales; Linaceae.
AAUCACCUCCUCAUCGGAACCCCUCUCAUCACCAAAGCCUUCAUCGUCAACCUCGUCGGCCUAAUCCCUUACCUUGACUGUUACAACAGGGCCAAUUGGUCCUCCUACAUUCAUCGGUUUACUAAGUGCAGAUAUACGACAUGCUUUGUCACCACUUUUUUCGUUUUAUGUCUUCGUAUAUCGUAGCGGCUCCUUGGCUGCCGAGAAUCAAGUAAUCACAAGGAUUCGAUUUCAUCUAGAAAGAAAAGAACUAGUCCAUUUCGAACGGAAUGAACUUGUCAACUCCAAGAAGUUUAGUGAAGAUGUCAGCCCACUAAAGGUCUGUCCCUAUAAAUUCCAAGUGAAUUUUCUUUUCCUGACAAGAUCUCGAAUAAAGUGGAAGCGUAUGUCAAUAUGUUUCGUAUGAGAGUGUUGGACUGGAUUUUUGUACAUGUUAAUUGCACUCGUAUUAUCGCAAAAUAUGGGAAGGUUACCUAAACUAAGACCAUAAUCACGAAGUUGAUGCUUCAACCAAAGUAAUUGUGUACAACACAGAAUUGCAGCAACAUACAAUGCUACAAGCUCUGCUUCUUGCUAGCUCAAGAGAUGAGAGAGGACCCAAGAAAAUGGCAUGAACCCGAGGUGCUUUUCCUGUCAACUAGACUACCAGCAUAGUCUAAAUCUGUGUAGCUCAGAAGCUCUAAACUAGAGAUUCUAGAAUACCACAGUCCUAAUGUAGUAUUUCCAAGAAACAUCUAAAAUUUCAUUUUACAGUAGAGAGACGGCUUUCUUUAGGGCAACUCUUAAAACGUGCACAAACACAAAUGAUAUACAUUAUGUUUGAUCUACUGGCCUUCAAAUAGAGCAAGGCACCUAUCAUCCCACGAUACAUCUUUUCAUUUAUUGGAGUGCUUCCUUCAUCUUUUGUUAACUUAACUGUAUAUCCCAUUGGUGUAGAUGCAAUUUUGAGAUUACUUAAGCCAAAUCUUUUGAGCAUGUACAUUAGGUACUUUGUUUGACAAAUGUAAAUGCCUUGAUCUAAUUGUUUAACUUGCAGGCCUAAGAAAAAGUUCAUCUCUCCCAUAAGUUUCAUUUCAAAGACCCCCUUCAUAGUGUUUUCAAAGCUUUUACAUGAUUGUUCACUUGAUGACCUAAAGAUGAUAUCAUCUACGUAAACUUGAACCAAAAUCAAAUGUUUUUUUACAUUUUUAAUAAAUAGGGUUUUAUCUACUGAACCUUGAUGAUAACCAUCUUGAAUCAGAAAGCUACUAAGCUUUUCAUACCAAGCUCUAGGAGCCUAUUUUACACUAUAGUUAGCUUUAUUUAGUUUAUAAACAUGAUUUGGAAAUUAAUGAUUUUCAAACCGUGGAGGUUGUGACACAUACACUUCCUCUUGUAAGUCUCCAUUUAAAAACACACUUUUCACAUCCAUUCGAUAUAGUUUAAAUUCUUUUGCAACAACAAAUGCACAUAGAAGUGUGAUUGCUUCUAAUCUGGCCAUUUGAGCAAAAGUUACAUCGAAAUCUAUGCCUUCUUCCUAACUAUACCCUUGAACUACCAGUCUUGAUUUAUUUUUGGUUAUAUUUCCUAACUCAUCUGAUUUGUUUUUCCAAACCCAUCUUGUUCCCAAAAUUAUUUUGUUUUCUGGUUUGGGAACCAGAUCCCAUACUCUGAUUCUUUCAAAACGACCAAGCUCAUCUUGCAUGGCUUCUAUCCAAAAUUUAUUUUCUAAAGCUUCAUCAAUAGUUUUGGUUCUAGUAAAGACAAGAAAGCAGUAUGCACAACAACAGCUUUAGCACGAGUGAGCAUACCUUGAUUUAACUCUCCAAUAACUUGUGAAAUAGGAUAUUGCUUUUGUAUGUGGGGAGGAGCUUGAGCUUUUGACUACUCUCCUUCAUUUUCCUCCUCUGUUCCAAUCUUUUCUGAGACAUCAGUUGUACUUGUAUUUUGACCAUGGUUUGGAAUAUUAUUGAGUCCAAAAUCAUCAUCUUCAUCGAUGAUUUAUGCACACUUGCUAACAGAUUAAUCAAAUACCACAUGAAUGGACUCUUCUACAUUGAAAGUCCUUUCUAUAGACAUCAAUGUAGUCAAAAGCGAGUUUCUACAUAGAAACAUUUUGGUGAUCUAGGUCGGCCUCGGUUUGAUGAUUGCGAGAACUUGAAUUUAGGGCACAACACUCGGACUUCUGCUCUUGCGAGGUAAAGAAGAUCAAACCCAAUAGGCCAACCCAAUUCUUAUCAUGGUCGACCGUUUUUGUUGUUUGUUUAUCCAGAAUGUCGACUUUGGCUUUGUUUAUAAGACUUUGUUGUGCUUAAAAGGUCGGCCUGUCAAUGUGUCUGGUCGACCGAUCAAUUGUUUGUGGUAGUAUUACACAUGUUUUUGUUGGUAAAUUUGUAUUAUUCUACUCGAAGGUCGACCUAGGAAGAUCAAAGGUCGACCUAAUUGGUUGUGGUAGUAACAAAUUAUUUCUUUAAGGUCGACCUAGUAAUAUUUCAGGACGACCACGUCUCUGUUGUUGAUCAUUUGUACAAAAUUGAAGUUGAAUUCUGAUUUGAAUUUUUCUGCAAAUUGAUUAGACGAUGGCGCAUGAUGAGAAACAGCAACACGUUGAGGGUGAAAUUAUGAAAGUGUUGAAAGCCACAAAAGAGCAUAUGGUGGUUUGUCUAAAAGAAUUCAAUGAAUAUCAGAAUUCCAUGCGUGAUACACAGGAGCAGUUGUUAGUUCGAUUGAUAGAUAUGAGUGGGAUGAUGCAUGAUGGUUUUGAGAGGCUAGAAGGUGCUAUCAAAGAAAUACGUGCAGAACGAAUGGAGAAGGGAGGAAGAGAUGGUACCAAAAAGAAAUUUGACUUUGAUAAAGAGGAGGAAGAACAUGAUGACUCUGCAAAUUGCUGCCAGAGUAUAGAAGAUUUAUUGAAAGACCAAAAGAAAAAGGUGAAAGUAUAUUCAUAUGUGAGUGAAGAUAUUAGUAUUACUAUCAUUAGUGCUAAUUUUUUUUGUUUAUAUGAUUGACAGAGUGAAACAACGUUUGGCACCAAUGGUUCCUCUCCUAAGUACAAGAAACCUCGAUAUGAAAGUGACUCCUACACCACUCCAAAAAAGGAUCAUUUAGUAAUAAAAGGAUUAUUUAGUGCUGAUAGCUACGAGGAUGAAUCUAAGAGUCCUUUCGAAAAGCACUAAGUAACUUUACGUUACAUAUUGAUCUACUAAAUUCGGAAUGUGUGUUUGUUUUCAUAUGUAGCUUUAAUUUUAACUCUGACUUGUAGGUCAAGAAAGUGGAGGGCCUAGAAUGACUUAUAAAAAAUCUGCAAAUCAAGUUGAAGAUUUGUUUUAUGUUGUUACUAAAGAGAAGACAGGAGACACGAAAUGGGACAAGUAAGAGAAGUAUUAUUUUUUUAAAAUAGUAUAUGUGGUCGACCAUUUAAACAAUGAGGUCGACCACGUUCUCCUGAAUAGGUCUACCUUGUCUCUGAAUAGGUAGACAAAUACUGUGUAAGUCACAAUUGACAUUUAUGUUAUUUUGCAGUUUGGUCGUUACUGACUUUGUCCACGAAAAUGUAGAACGACAAUAUUUGAGUUCGGUCAUUAACGAAAGUAGCUGGAUUUGCUCAUCCGUAAGUACUAUACUGCUACGACUUUGGUAUGAAUUGUGCAUUAUUUCUGUUAUAAUUUAUGAGGAUUUUGUUGUUGAUUGUUGGUUUAUAGGUAGUGGUUUGUGUGCAAGGCCACUAACAAUGUCUGAAAAAAACAUGAGAAUAAAGAGCGAAAUGUGUGGUAUUUGCCAAAUAUAUUUUGGGUAAGAUCCGUAAUUUUUAUUUACUUGUCAUAACCUAGUUAUUAAUAUUGUACCAUGUUAAUUAAUCUCAAUAAAAAUAUGGUGCUAAAAAUGGUACGCAGUAACAUGAAGAUCGAAAAAAUUCGUAACAAGUUGUCGGAUGAUGGUGUAUAUGGGACCGCAUGGAUGUCAUAUACGACUACAUGAGGCAGAUGACCACCCAGAUGAGCACACUGCAGGUGGCCGUAACAGAGAUGCGAGAUGAGUUCCGAUCUUUCAGUGAAGAUACAUGCAUCCCACCACAUCUGACUACCAUAAUGCUAGCACCACCAAUGAGGAAAAUGCGGAUGAGUAAGAGAGGGGAGAGGUGUAGGAACUCCAUGAUUUUAGAUUAUGUUUUUUUAUUCUUAAGUCUUAAAGACGAUUUGGUUUGAACAACUUUGAUUGCGGAUAGAUAUUAUGUGGUUUUCGAUUUUAGGUAUGUGAACAAUUAUGAGGUGUGUUUUAUUGUAUUUCUUGUUAGUGUGUUAAGUUGUUAUGUUAUGAAGUUAUGGGUCCUUGCUAUCAUGAUUUAGGACCGAUUCUGCUAGUUUCAAACGUAAUUUGUACGAGCAAACGAACCACCACAUCGACAUACGUAAGCAAAAAAGUUGAAGGUCAUACGCUGAUUUUCCUAUAUGCGGUCGACCGCUAAACCAACACAACUGCUAUUCGUUUCACGCCAAAGGGGGAUGGAUAAAUGGAGAACUUUACUCUUCUAACUAGUCAACCACUUUUUGUAAAUGGUCGACCAUUUCGGUAAUGACUGCCAACAAGUGGUCGACCUCCUUACGUUUACAGUCCACCAUUAAUGCAUCAACUUAACUUAAAACGGUCGACCGCUAUAUUUUAAUGGUCGACCGUGACUUUUCAUCAGAGUGACCACCUUAGGGAAUUCGGUCGACCGUAGAUAGGAAUAGGUUGAGUAAAUUUUGCGAGUUACGUGGACUUGCAAGGCACCAUAGGCGCACCCUAAAAUUGUGCUAAACUAUUUCAACCGCUAACCCUUAACCAACUUCAUCAAUCGGCCCAACAGUUGAAAUUGAGUUGACAACCUUGAUAUUAUCCUUACCAUUUUUUCAGAAAACCUUAAUUUCUUUCAUGACGUAUGGUUGUUGUGUGUCAUUUAUGUCCUAGCAAUUUUGUUGAGCGUUAAAGACAAUGGUUGACCUAACGGUCAUCAGUGAAAUGUUGACUGUUGGUUACGUGGCACAUAUGUGGCGGCCACGUCAGCUGACACAUCAUAUUAUUUAUGAAAAUAAAUAAAUAAAAAGUAAAAAAAAAAUUUAACAAAAAUCUUCUUCCCCCACACUUCCACCAUCCUCCGCCGAAUCCGACCCUUCGAAUCCCAACGUUGAUUCCUGACGUCGGCGCUGAAGGAAUCCCCUGCGACUUUGAGCUCAAUCGGAGGACCCACUUUGCUCGUUUGCCCAAAAUUUGCAUCUCCAGAAAUUAGUGGAUCUGAAAUUAGGUUUUGAGGUAUUCCUCUUCCCACCUCAAAGCCUCUCUCUUCCAGACCCAUCUCCCGUUCCCAGUCCACCACUAUGAACAUCCUCAACAAGCUCGGGUUCGGCGUCCGGUCCCCCGACCCGUCCGCCAUGGACCCGACGAUUCCCCAGAGCCACGACGACGAUUCCCCCGCCCCCGGCCAGCAGUUCGCCCAAUUCGGAGUUGAGUGCUUUCUGGGGAGUCGAAUUGGUGUUUCAGAGUGUUUUCGCCAUUACAAAGACGGAGGACAGGUAUACUCAGGGUCUCCUCCACAAUCCUACCUACGAGGACAUCUGCACCGGUACUACAAGCAACUCUGAGGUGGUUAGGAUUCAGUUUGAUCUUAAGGAGUGUAGCUACGACGCCCUGCUCGAUGUUUUCUGGGCUCGACAUGACCCUACUACCAUGAAUCGCCAGGGUUGUUUGUAUGAUUGUAUCUUUUCGUUUCUUGGCUACAUGUGAAUGAUUGGGGUUGGAUUGUCAGAUGGUUAGCAGUUCUUGGUCCUCGUUUGCAGAACUGGGUGAUGUUUGUUUUUCUUGUUUUUGGUUGCUGUAUGUAAUCUAUGUUAGUGAAAGCUUGUGAGUCCUGGAGGAAAAUUGAAGAGGAAGGAGAAAGGGGAGAGGUUGGAGGCGUAGAAGGGGGCCGUGAGAGGUGUGAUUUUUUAUUUUGUAAUUUAUAAUUUAUAAUUUUUUAUUAUAUGGAAAAGUAAAUAAAAAUUAAUAUUAAAAUUUCAUGUCAUAUGCCACAUAAGCGCUGACUAGACUUUCUGUUAAAAACUAACGGUCAACGCUAGUCAACUCUAACGGAAAAAUAGUUUAGGACACAAAUGUCAUAUAGAAUACUUUUGGACACAAAUGACACAAAAUUAAUAGUUUGGGUUUUCCAAUGGUAUUAGCCCUAAUAUUUAAUAUAAAAUAAAUUCAACCAAAUCCAUAUUGACUAUAUUUUUUUAUUCAUAUUUUUAGUUAGAAAAUAUUUUGUCAUUUUUUAGGGUCCAUCUUGUUGAAGAAAGCCUCCUAAUGGGUAGCAUGGAUGUGGGAAUAUCAUUUGAGGGGAGUGAAUUUUUUAGUCGGGCAGCUCAGGUUUCUUGAUCUAGCAGAAACUAUUGAAAAGUAGGGACAUGAUUUCUGUAUUUGUUUCUAAGUCGAGUAGAGGACUACUGAGGGAUGGAGCACCAAUUGAGAGAUUUACUAUAAGAGGGUUUGGAAGAAAUUCCGAACAAACACUGCCAAGGUUGGGUGGUUUUCUUUGGUAUGAAAGUCCCUUUGUACAAUAAAGAACCUGUUCCUGCAAUGAUUAACUCAUAGGGAUCUAGCCAUAAGAAAAUCAUAGGGAUCUUUUAAAUAUUGGAGAGAAAUUGCAUAAACAAAACUAUAAUGCGAGUUUUACUUGCGUCUUCUGCAAUCAUUGAUGACACGUGGAAAGUACUAUUUCUACUCCAUUUUUAUGGCUAAAACCGCAUAGUUUUCACAUUAUUAGUGGCAUAGUCACUUGCAUUUGCUUGAUAAUCACUCAUCGUACGUUUAGUAGCUCUAGGAUUGCUUUUAGCAUUUUCAUACGCUUUUGGUAGUGUUUCAUGUAUUUUAAGCCAAAGCAUCCUAGUGAAUCCCCUUGCUUAAUUUGGAGGAGUUGUGGUCCAGUUAUGAUGAUUAAACACGUCAAGAGAUGCAAAGAAAAAAACGAGGGUUCAGAGCCAAAAAUGGUGACUAAAGCAUAAUUUUAAGUAGGCAUGCGUUUUGACUAUAGGUGUCAAAGUGAACCCUUCGGGUUGAAGCGGGUUGCACUUUUUGGUCUUUCCCCAUUUUAGUUUUUGUUUCUGUAUUUUUAUGUUUGGGUCGAUUGGCUCUGAUACCAAUAAUUCUACGGUUCCAAAUUCCUAAAUUUCUUUGUUUCAUACCAAAAGGUCUUGUUUUUUCAAAAGUCUCAAUCGUCUCUUUAUUUUUAAAAAGUCUACUAAAGAAUCUAAUCAUUCUUUCUUUUCCUUGUUUUCUGCAACAAGUCUCAUUCUUUCUUUUUCUUUCAUGGAAUGGCUCAAAUAAAGGUGGUUAAUUUUC